Messenger RNA from Knipowitschia caucasica, 1293 nucleotides. NCBI's taxonomy places the organism in Eukaryota, Metazoa, Chordata, Actinopteri, Gobiiformes, Gobiidae. The record is from the annotation of a GenBank genome assembly.
AUGUCCAAUGUGUCUCCUCUUCAUCACCAGUGUGUCUCCUCUUCAUCACCAGUGUGUCUCCUCUUCAUCACCAGUGUGUCUCCUCUUCAUCAUCAGUGUGUCUCCUCUUCAUCACCAGUGUGUCUCCUCUUCAUCAUCAGUGUGUCUCCUCUUCAUCACCAGUGUGUCUCCUCUUCAUCACCAGUGUGUCUCCUCUUCAUCACCAGUGUGUCUCCUCUUCAUCACCAGUGUAUCUCCUCUUCAUCAUCAGUGUGUCUCCUCUUCAUCAUCAGUGUGUCUCCUCUUCAUCACCAGUGUGUCUCCUCUUCAUCACCAGUGUGUGUCUCCUCUUCAUCACCAGUGUGUCUCCUCUUCAUCACCAGUGUGUCUCCUCUUCAUCACCAGUGUGUCUCCUCUUCAUCAUCAGUGUGUGUCUCCUCUUCAUCACUCAUCAGUGUGUGUCUCCUCUUCAUCAUCAGUGUGUCUCCUCUUCAUCACCAGUGUGUCUCCUCUUCAUCAUCAGUGUGUGUCUCCUCUUCAUCACUCACCAGUGUGUGUCUCCUCUUCAUCACCAGUGUGUGUCUCCUCUUCAUCACCAGUGUGUGUCUCCUCUUCAUCAUCAGUGUGUCUCCUCUUCAUCAUCAGUGUGUCUCCUCUUCAUCAUCAGUGUGUGUCUCCUCUUCAUCACUCACCAGUGUGUGUCUCCUCUUCAUCAUCAGUGUGUCUCCUCUUCAUCACCAGUGUGUCUCCUCUUCAUCAUCAGUGUGUCUCCUCUUCAUCACCAGUGUGUCUCCUCUUAAUCAUCAGUGUGUCUCCUCUUCAUCACCAGUGUGUCUCCUCUUCAUCACCAGUGUGUGUCUCCUCUUCAUCACCAGUGUGUCUCCUCUUCAUCACCAGUGUGUCUCCUCUUCAUCACCAGUGUGUCUCCUCUUCAUCAUCAGUGUGUGUCUCCUCUUCAUCACUCAUCAGUGUGUGUCUCCUCUUCAUCAUCAGUGUGUCUCCUCUUCAUCACCAGUGUGUCUCCUCUUCAUCAUCAGUGUGUGUCUCCUCUUCAUCACUCACCAGUGUGUGUCUCCUCUUCAUCACCAGUGUGUGUCUCCUCUUCAUCACCAGUGUGUGUCUCCUCUUCAUCAUCAGUGUGUCUCCUCUUCAUCAUCAGUGUGUCUCCUCUUCAUCAUCAGUGUGUGUCUCCUCUUCAUCACUCACCAGUGUGUGUCUCCUCUUCAUCAUCAGUGUGUCUCCUCUUCAUCACCAGUGUGUCUCCUCUUCAUCAUCAGUGUGUCUCCUCUUCAUCACCAGUGUGUCUCCUCUUAA